AUAAGAAAACAAAAACUAGCAACAUUCGUUUGAAGAGCUCUUGAAGUUCAUAAUCUUUWAAAAACAUGAAAAUUAUUGGAAACAUUGCAGUGUUGCCGUUGGCACUGCUAGGCUUUCAUAGCGUUGCUGGCCAAGCGACAUUUUCCGAUGGGAUGCAAGAAAUCUCAAGAAGAAARUUUAURACUGUUGAAUAUGACUACAAACUAGAAGCGAACACGAGUGACACCGACUUGGCACAACAGUAUAACAUCACACAACCGCAUCCAUUAGAAGACGCUUUGACCCAAAUCGACUCUACCAUCAUCAGUUCAAUCCAAUCCGCACUCCCUGAUGGCGAUAYACCUGAGGGCAAGACUCAGCCUGACAUUCARUUCGACACCGUGAAUACUCGGUUUAUCAAUAUGUGUUUUACGGAAAGCGAUGCAUGCAAGUGGGUAAAAUCAAGAAUCAAACUAUCGUACCUAGGAGACACACCUAAGAACGCUAUGGAACGCCUCACAAUAGGGUUGGUUCAAGACUUUCUACGGGAAUUCAGCGACUCAAACCCCAUACUUAAUGCGAUGUAUGUCUACCCGAUGAUUCAUUCUUCCGUUGUACAACUCCAGAUUUCCCCCGUCGAAGGGGCAAUGAACGACACUGAAAUAGCAUACUUUGAGCAAAACUUUCGCGACGUAUUCCAUGCUAUGGUUUCUGCACUUGAUGGAGACACCGACGUAUCCGAAGCAUAUUUUGUAAAGCAAGAGAUAGAGGAAAUUUCAGGAAAAGAAGAAGAUAUUACCACGGUUCCGUCAUCGAAAUUGUCGGUGGAUCUGAAAUAUUAUGGAAAAUGCAGAUAUUGCACUGAAGACGAGCUUGUGGAAACCGUUGAUGGGUCGAUUGAACAGAAYCUGGAUGCAUUCCUUAAAAUUCUUAAGAACAAUGGAAAUUCGUAUUUUCUUCAGACUGAGAACAUCACUGUUUCAAAACAAGUUCCCCCAAGUGAGCUCCCRCCUAUGGAUACCGAAAAGGUUUCGGCGACAUCCGAGCCUUCUAGAAAACUUCCUUGGGGUCUUUGGUUGGGUGUUGGUCUAACAGCMGCCGCGAUCUUUGUUGGUAUUGUUCUAAUCUUGAGAGACCAAAGGCAACUGAAAAAAGAGGAAGCAAGUACGGGUGAUGAAAGCAGUGUGUACGAAGAGAACAAUCACGAAGAGGAUGAUGUUGUUGGCGUGUAUCGUAGCGACACAAAUGAUAUCGAAAACCAGAACGAAAAUGACAACGACGACGACGACAACGAUGAAAACGAAAUGAAAAACAAGAACGAUGCCGAUGCUGCUGCUGCUGCUGCUGCUGCUGCUGAUGAUGAUGAUGAUGAUGAUGCCAGCGAUAAUGAUGACGUUGGCAGCGAAAACGAAAGUGAGAAUUCUAUCUACGACGAUAACGUCAGUGGAAAGGACAACGAGAUUGGUAAAGAACAUGAGGAUGUCAUCGUGCGGCAUAUUAGCAAUGAUAGCAAUGAUAGCAUAGACGAAAUUAAUUUUGAUGUCGGUCGUGAUGAUCUUGCAUUUGGAGGUGCGUUGUGUGGAGCUGAUUUGAAUGAUUUGGAUGAAAGAAAAUCGAUGAUAGCGAAGAAGGACUCGCAAGAUUCGAAUAAUGGCAGCACUUAUGAGGUGUACAUGUAUUGAGUCAAUUACAUGGGAAAAACGCCCACGCUUCAGAAUUGAUAUUUAUCUGAGAGGAUGAUCWAUCAAACCAAAUUAAUUUUGGAUGUAAGGAUCCAACGUAUUUCUYGCCACAGGAGSGAGAUCAAAUCAACUGUGAAAAACAAAACUCCUCAAAUUGAGCAAAACAGCACAACUUCGAAAGAAUUUCUUUCGAAAACARUUUAUGUGUAUAGUAGCAAAUAACUUUCAUUAAACCAG
This is a messenger RNA of Pseudo-nitzschia multistriata, 1898 nucleotides long. The record is from the annotation of a GenBank genome assembly. NCBI's taxonomy places the organism in Eukaryota, Bacillariophyta, Bacillariophyceae, Bacillariales, Bacillariaceae.